GUAGGAUUUGUUUUGGUGAGACACCUGUCAUGGCGGUCACGCAGCUGCCGUCGUGGAGUUGUCUCUUCUGAGGGCUGUGUUGUUGUGUUUUAGCAGCCAACUAGCUUUGAGCAGGUCCAGCAGCCGAGCUACAGGAGCACAGGGACGAGGUGGCGUCCCAACCGAGGUCUCUUCAGUCAGAAUUCACCAGGAAUUACGAGGAAACAAACAAGAAAAGAGCAGACAAACUACACCUCAGCACAAAUGAGAAUAUUAUAACUGUACAGUGCCGGAUACCACAAAGCCUCAACACAUCACAGAGGACUUCAGUAAAGAUACUAAAGAUGUGAUGUGAUGUCGGACAAGCGUCAGCGUGCCAGAGUCCAGGGCUCCUGGGCCAAACAACUCCCAAAACACACAAGACCAGCAGGGACUGUUUCAAACAACCAUCAACAUCAACAUCAACCUCAAAAUGCCAACCCGGCCCCCAGCUCUUGGGGAUUUGGGCCACAGAACACAUCUGAGACAUUUGAGUUUCAUCAGCCCACUAAGCCAAUUAGAGAUGUUCCACCAGAGAAGGUGAUAGAACAGGCAGGUGAUUAUGAGAUCAGCCAUGGACCGUCAGGAGUGUCCAGGCUGCGGCUUCUGCCUGGUUUUCUUUCCACAGAGGAGGCUGACUGGAUGUUCAGUAAGCUGUUAGCAGAGCUUCCCUGGUCCCAGAAGACUAACUACAGACAGGGUGAGGCAUACGAUGAGCCCAGGCUGACCUGCUGGUAUGGAGAGCUGGCCUAUACAUACGCUCGCUCCACCAUGGCUGCCAACACACAGUGGCACCCAUUGCUGUUACCCCUCCGUGAGGCGGUGGAGCAGGCGAGCAGUUGCAGAUUCAACUCCCUGCUUUGUAACAUGUAUCGGGACGGCCAUGACAGCAUUGGCUGGCACAGUGACGAUGAGGCAUCCUUGGGUGCCAAACCUACAAUCGCUUCCCUCAGUCUGGGGGACACCAGAGUGUUCAAUCUUCGCAAGCAGCCUCCACCGGAGGAGAAUGGUGACUACACUUAUGUGGAGCAGAUUCGGGUUCCCCUGAGUCAUGGGACACUUCUACUGAUGGAGGGAGCCACACAGGACGAUUGGCAGCAUCAAGUGGCUAAAGAGUACCAUGACCGAGGCCCGCGCAUCAACUUGACCUUCAGAACUGUCUACCCAGAGCCGGAGGGUCACAGGCCGGGGACCAAGCUUCGCUUCGCUGCCAAGCAACAGUAAACUCCCCUCAGCGUCAGGUACUUGAGGCUUAGGAAAGUGCAGAUUUUGGCUGUUGAGCCAAGUCUUGCAAACACAAUCACUGAGGUAGUGACCACAGUGUGAAUAACAGCUUCCUCCUACAACAACGGGGAGAUUUACUCUGCCUGAAUUCAACGGUUGCAUAAGUGAACCAUAAUAAUACGUCAGUCGUGACCAGUGGUCAUUAUCAGAUAUCUGUGUUUUUCGGAGAAGCAGUCCACGAGAUUAUGAAGACUUUGAGACUUUGUGAGAUGUCAGCCCUGUUUACUACUUCGACUUUAUUUAUUCUUUCAGCACAGACAGUGGUUUCAUUUCAGACAGUAAUUUGAUGAAAUUCUGGAGAGUAUGUUGGGGCCUGUAACUCGGCAACCAGCACUGAGCAUGGUAUCUAAUGCCACACUAACUUUUGUUGCCAACAGUUAAGUUUAGUUUGUACUGGGAAGCUCCCAGGUGGCAGCGUCUAUUAUGGUAUAAACAGAUUCAAUGUCCAUAUCUUUAUAUAUACCAUGUUUUUUUGUUUUGUUUGAGGGUUCCUUUCAUCAAAGUUUCAUUUUGGCAAUACAUUUUGUGAAAAUGUAGGUUUUGCUGAGGUUUGAACAGUCAAGUAAUAAUAAUAAUCACUAACCAGUACACGUGCUGAAAGACAUGAUGUGUUCAGAGUGCUCACUGCACAGCACGUCACUGUCGAUGUGAUUGUCGGUGUAAUGCUGCGAAAUGUAAACAAUUUCUUGCCAUGUUUAUCUCGGGGGGCUGUUUGGAGAACGCCUGGUUGCUAUAAAAAGACAAGGAACAAGUUAAAUGGUCUCUUGGGCCUGUUGAGACAAAUAAGACAAUAAAUCACGACAUUGCUGCAGCAGUUAGCACAACAACACUCCCACAAAGCUAUAUUACUGACAUCUGAAAAAGCAUGAAAUGGGGGAAGCACAAAACUCAAAAAGGGGGGGGGUAAGCAGACAACUUAAACAACCCACAUGAUGCGAUAUUCUGUUCAUUAUGUAACAAUAAAAAGAUGCAGUUUGUUCUUGAUUGAUGUUCUUCUGAAAUAAAAAAAUGGUUUUCUGUUGAAA
Molecule: messenger RNA, 2327 nt
Organism: Scophthalmus maximus (turbot)
Lineage: Eukaryota; Metazoa; Chordata; Actinopteri; Pleuronectiformes; Scophthalmidae
Gene: alkbh3
Product: alkB homolog 3, alpha-ketoglutarate dependent dioxygenase
Exons: 11
Coding region: 334-1242 (302 amino acids)
Biological process (GO): DNA alkylation repair; DNA repair
Cellular component (GO): nucleus
Molecular function (GO): dioxygenase activity
Source: RefSeq, a predicted model, not a curated record